UCGCCUCCACCAACACCGAGCUCCAGAACGAGUUUUGAUCAGCUGAGCUUCAUCACGAAAUUGGAAAUUCACCUCAUGGCUCCUUUGAGGCGUUCUCUGAGAUCUCUCCUUCAAAGUGAGGAUGAAGAAGUUCAAAAUCCUUUGACCAUGUCCGAUCAAGAGAUCUUGGAGAAGGUUUACGCUACUCAUGUACCCAGCGACACCAAGUUCGAUGCCGACUCUCUUUUCACCAUUGUCAACAUCAUCCUUCGGGGUUCCACCCAUAUCGUGGACAAUGUCUUGGAGGGAAACGAUGUGACCCUCAAGUUUGUCGAUGACAAGCUUCCCCAAGCCACCUUCACUUCUCCAUUGUACAUGUUGAAGGAAAUUUCUUCCAAGAUGUGCUGCAAGAUCCCCGGUGAUGAAAUUGCUCACAAGACUACUAUGACGAUUCUGAAUUUGCUUUCCGACUAUUCCUGGGAAGCAAAAGGUAUUCUGACUCUUGCCGCCUUUGCUCUGGAAUAUGGCGAGUUUUGGUGGCUUUCUCAGCUUCAGCCAAACGAUGAAUUGGCCAAAUCAGUAGCCAUGCUGAAGCGAGUUUCUGCACUGACAAAGCCUGCAGCUCUGCGAGAACAUUUCCUGGACAUUUAUGAGGUAAAUAAUCUGAUCAAAGCCGCUAUGCAAGUGAUUGAGGCCGUCUUUGAGCUUCAGAAGCUCACCUCUUAUGAUACAGUGGAUGUGCCUGCUUUGGCACAUGCAAUGGACCUUAUUCCUGUUGGUGUCUAUUGGGCUAUUAUCACUGUCGCAGCCUGCGUCACUCUGAUUGAUUGCCUCACUACUGAUUCGGAGCAAAGGCAGGAAUUGUCCUAUUUUGGGCAAAAAACUAGAAUAGUGCUGGCCGAGUUGAGGAAGCUGAUCCUGAUCUGCAAGCAACAGAUAGAGGAGUUGGAGUCCUAUGGAAGGCUGGUGGAGCUCUUGCGAACCCCAACUGAAAUAGUUGAGCUGUUUAAGGUCCUGAUUUUCUCGAAGGAUGGACCUCAGGAGCUGUUUGAUGGUGCUACCAAACAAAUGGUUGACAUUGAUGUGCUGAGAAUGAGGCAUUUGUUCUUGUUCAUUUCCACUCUAGAAAUCACAGAGCAAGAAAUAUCAAUUCUCUCUUCACUUUAUGAAUUUAUCAAGGCAAAUAAUCAAUAUAAGAUUGUGUGGAUACCCAUCGUAGAGGAGUGGAAUGACCAGUUGCGCGAGAAAUUUGAGAUUCUGAAAACUACGAUGCCAUGGUACGUGGUGGAACACUUUGGAAGUGUGGCAGGGUACAAGUAUAUUAGGGAGGAAUGGCAUUUCAGGAAGAAGCCGGUGGUUGUGGUGCUGAACGCUCAAGGGAAGGUUCUUAACACUGAUGCAUUCCACCUGAUUCAGGUUCAGGGGAUGAAGGCCUUCCCUUUUACAGCCUCCAGUGGAACCAGAACUGAAACCAAGGUUGAAAGUAGCACCAACUGGGUCGAAACAGUUGUUUGCAAUAUACACCCCUCCAUUGACCUUUGGAUCAAGGAGCGUAAAUACAUAUUUUUGUUUGGCGGCAAUGACUCACAGUGGACUCGAAGGUUCACCAAGUACGCCACUGAUCUUAAACAUGAACCCAUCUUAAAGAAAGCCAGGAUUUCAAUAGAGUUGUUCUAUGUAGACGAGGACAGGAGCCUCUUAGGUCGAUUUUGGAGUGGCAUAGAGAGCUUGUUCGUGCCGCAGUCUUAUAAGACUGUUGAAGCCGUGCCUGAUGAAAUACAGCAGAUGAUUUCACACAAGAACGAAGGAGGAUGGGUUCUGUUCAUCAAAGGAGCGUCUCUGGUGCUGAGUGGUCACGGCCCCACAAUCUUGAAGACGGUGGCAGAGUUUGAGAGAUGGAGAGAGAGCAUGCUGAAGAAUGGAUUCGAGUUCGCUGUCAAAGAAUAUCACCAGAAGGUUAAAACAUAUCACGAAAUGGUAAUGCGCGGCAGCCGCAGCUGAGGGAGCUCCCAAUUCUCCGGUUUAAAGCAUAAGCCUGGCUGGUUGUGUUAGAAUGAGGAAGAGUUUCGGACUAUGCUUCUCUCUAGUCUAAUAAAGAUGCCUAUGUUAUCUAUCUGGUAUGCUUAUGUGCUGUUGGCUUAGUUUGUAUCUGUCAAAUGGGGGGGGGAAAAAAAAAAAAAAGCUUAGUAUGUGUAAGUUCCGUACCAGUAUGUGUUUCUUGCUGUGCUAGGACACUCUUUGUAAUGUUACAUCUAUGUCGUUUAAUGUGUUAAGUUUAAA
Messenger RNA from Neltuma alba, 2259 nucleotides. RefSeq names its product protein SIEVE ELEMENT OCCLUSION B. The coding region runs from base 76 to 1980 and encodes 634 amino acids. Lineage: Eukaryota; Viridiplantae; Streptophyta; Magnoliopsida; Fabales; Fabaceae. Gene Ontology annotation, biological process: phloem development. The transcript has 6 exons. The record is from RefSeq and is a predicted model, not a curated record.